CAUGACCCAGAAGCACUGGGCCCUAGACUGCAAGUUAUUAUAUCCGGGUUAUUUAAAUUAGCUCCAGUUGAGUGUCUUUAACGUUAGGUUACAUGUACCCUUGAAAUAAUAAACGAAAGAACAAAGUUAACAACUGGUUUGACUUUUGCACGGACCGGCAGCUAGCUGGUGGUCAAAGGUAACGUGCAAAUAAUUAAUUUACUCCACAAAAUAACGUUAUAACUAAGUGUUUGUGGCUACAGGAACGUUUUUACUUGCAGUGCAAUGACAAUGUUACAGUAAUAAAAAAAUAAAAUCCUUCAAAUGGCAAGUUCCAGGAAAGUGAUUGAACUGUUUUAUGACGUGGUCUCUCCCUACUCAUGGCUUGGCUUUGAGGUCAUGUGCCGUUACAGAAAUGUGUGGAACAUUGACCUUAAACUACGUCCUGCGUUCUUGGGUGGCAUCAUGCAAGGAUCAGGUAAUAAGCCCCCAGGUCUGGUCCCAAACAAGUUCCUGUAUAUGACCACAGACCUGCACCGUCUAGCCCAGUACUUCCAGGUCCCCAUCAGCCCCCCUGCUGACCCCUUUGAGGCCAUGUUCGAAAAAGGCUCGCUGUCUGCCAUGCGCUUUGUGGCGGCGGUACAGGAGAGGGAGGUGGGAGGAGAUAAGCAGGUAGAGCAGGUGUCACGGGAGCUGUGGAUGAGGAUCUGGAGCCAAGACAAAGACAUUACCCAGCCUGCAUCACUCUCUGAGGCAGCCAUGAAGGCAGGGCUCUCAGCCAGUGAGGUGGAAGAGCUGCUGAAACUGUCCACCUCUAAGGAAAUCAAAGACAAGCUGAAGAGAUCCACCCAGGAAGCACUGGACCAUAGGGCCUUUGGUUUUCCUCUGGCUGUGUGUCAUGUGAAUGGAAAGGCGGAGGUGUUCUUUGGCUCUGACCGGUUUGAGCUCAUUGCCCACUGCAUAGGAGAGAAGUGGAUGGGACCCCAGCCUGCUGCUGCCAAACUGUGACUUGAAACAUGAAACUGGGACGUGAAACCUGUCACAUAUGGAAUUCAUUAAGAUGAAUAAAUAUAAUCGAUAUGA
Molecule: messenger RNA, 1062 nt
Organism: Oncorhynchus tshawytscha (Chinook salmon)
Lineage: Eukaryota; Metazoa; Chordata; Actinopteri; Salmoniformes; Salmonidae
Product: glutathione S-transferase kappa 1
Exons: 9
Coding region: 304-987 (227 amino acids)
Biological process (GO): glutathione metabolic process
Cellular component (GO): mitochondrion; peroxisome
Molecular function (GO): glutathione peroxidase activity; glutathione transferase activity
Source: RefSeq, a predicted model, not a curated record